Drosophila hydei is the source of this 1339-nucleotide messenger RNA. RefSeq names its product serine protease inhibitor 42Dd. The transcript is spliced from 4 exons. Gene Ontology annotation, molecular function: serine-type endopeptidase inhibitor activity. The record is from RefSeq and is a predicted model, not a curated record. Lineage: Eukaryota; Metazoa; Arthropoda; Insecta; Diptera; Drosophilidae. Bases 108 to 1262 code for a protein of 384 amino acids.
UAAACAGGGUAAGCAGCUCCAUUUCACUUACCGAAUAACUGAAUAUAUUUUAAUGAGAAAACAGAACAAAUUUUACAUCACGACCGCGCCGCUUUUAUAUCUGAAAUAUGGCAUCUGGAGGCACUCUUUUGACGCCGCCGACUCCGAAUCAAAUUUUGUUUGCGCGAAACUUUCUUCUGGCUGUGAACAAAAAUAAAGAGUUACAGGCUCAGAACUUAAUUAUAUCACCCGCGGGAGCACGCAGUGCCCUGACUCUUGUAUUCAUGGGCGCAGGCGGCAAGACUGCCGACGAACUGCGCUCAGGGCUGAUGUUGGGACCUGCUAAGAAGAUUGCAAUCGCCAAACAACAUGCCGAAUUCAUAAGUAAUGAUUGCGUGUGCAACGAAAAGGGAGUCUCAAUACGCCUUGCCACUGGACUCUACGUUAGGCACGAUCAGGACGUGCACCCCGAGUUCGUAGCACAGGCAGAGGAAUUUUUCAAUACUCAAGCAAAUACGUUAAACUUUGUGGAUGCCGUAGGCUCAAUGCAUCAAGUCAAUUCGUGGCUGCAGCGGCAAACCUUUAAUACUGUCUGCAAUUUGCUUACUGCGGAUGCGUUCAGCUUGGAGUCGAAGAUUUUUUUAGUCAACACGCUUUAUUUCCGUGCCAGGUGGGCCAAAAGCUUUUCCGUACAGAACACUGAGUUGGGUGACUUCACGAUAAGCUCAGCACAGAAAAUGCAGGUUCCCAUGAUGCGACAGAUCGGCGAGUUCCGCUUUGGCGAGUCUAAGAAGAUGAACGCGCGCAUACUCCAGCUACCCUUUGAAGAGUCGGACUUAAAUCUGCUUCUGAUUGUACCACUGGAAGAGAUGGGAAUUUCGAAACUGGUAUCAAAGUUAGAGAAGAUGGACCUCAACGAAGUAGCUCUCAAGUCAGUGAUGCAUGAGGUUGAUGUAACUGUGCCACGCUUCAAGAUCGAGUGCGAUGUGGACCUGAAGAAGCCGCUGCAGAAUCUGGGAGUAAAUCGCGUCUUCACGAAUGCAGUCGCCGAGUUGCCUGGACUGUUUGCUAAGAAGUCGACGCAUGCUAUUACUGAGGCCAGGCAAAAACUCUUUCUGAGUGUAAACGAGGCUGGCUGCGUAGUUGAUGAUGGCGAAUCCCCUAAAGUGCGUACUUUCAAAGCCAAUCCGGAGCGCAAAGUCUUUGUAGCGAAUCAUCCAUUUGUGUUUGCUAUACGAAACAAUAAGGCUGUUUAUUUUGUCGGUCAUUUUGUCAGACCCUGAUUAGCUCGAGCGCAUCGCGUAAUUUACAAAUAAAUCCAUGAAAAGUCUAUGAAAGGAAUUGCAAAUUUAUUUUUCUU